AAAAAUCGUGUGUGAAAUUAUAAAUUUUGUUGUGUGUGUGUGUUUAGAUAUCGAUAUCAUAUGCAGUCAUUAUUUUUCAAAGUUCUGUUUUUUAAUCGAUGGAAGUAUACACAUAACUGUAGGAAGCUUAUGUUGCUCUCCAGAAGCCUGAAGAAAGUCGAACGAGAAGGCCAUAAUUUUAAAGAUAUAUCCAUCCACGAGCUUUGCAAUCCGGUACUCUUGACUAUUGGUGAAAUCCAUAAUCAAGAGGACUUGGUGUCACAAAGGAUAAGCUUUUAUCGAUGAUUACCAAAUGAAGAAAAGCAAGUCAUAAUUGCUCUUUGGAUACCAUAAUGAGCUUUAGCAGUGACGAAGUUAAUUUCCUUGUAUAUAGGUACCUACAAGAAUCAGGUUUCAUUCAUUCGGCAUAUACUUUUGGAAUUGAAAGUCAUAUCAGCCAAUCAAAUAUCAAUGGAGCUUUGGUUCCUCCUGGGGCUUUACUAAAUAUUAUUCAGAAAGGUCUACAAUACACAGAAGCUGAAAUAAGUAUUGGAGAGGAUGGCUCAGAAAGAGGAAUUGAAUCACUACCACUCAUUGAUGCAGUUAUGCCAGAUGUUGUAGAGUCAAGGAAACAAGCUGCUGCAAAAGCUCACCAAAUAAAGACAGAGAAUGCCAACACUAAUGGAGAAGAUGCUUCUCAUUCGCUAGUGAACCAUACUGAUACUAUGGACAUUGAUGGCACCCUGGAAAUUCCCAGCAGUAAAGCUACUGUAUUAAGGGGACAUGAAUCAGAGGUGUUCAUAUGUGCAUGGAACCCUACAAAUGACCUGUUAGCCUCUGGUUCAGGAGAUUCAACUGCUCGGAUAUGGAAUAUGAAUGAUAACAGCAAUAAUGCUAACCAGUUGGUUCUUCGUCAUUGUAUACAGAAAGGGGGAACAGAAGUUCCUAGUAAUAAAGAUGUUACUUCUCUUGACUGGAAUUGUGAUGGUACGCUCUUAGCGACAGGAUCCUAUGAUGGCUUUGCUAGAAUAUGGAGUACUGAUGGCCAACUGGUAAAUACACUUGGUCAACAUAAAGGACCCAUAUUUGCUCUGAAAUGGAAUAAACGAGGAAAUUAUAUUCUUAGUGCUGGUGUGGAUAAGACAACAAUUAUAUGGGAUGCCAGUUCAGGACACUGUACACAACAAUUUGCAUUUCACUCUGCUCCUGCGCUGGACGUUGACUGGCAGAGUAACACAAGUUUUGCUUCCUGUUCAACUGAUCAGUGUAUACAUGUUUGUAAAUUAGGUGUGGAAAAACCAAUAAAAACAUUCCAAGGCCAUACAAAUGAAGUAAAUGCAAUCAAAUGGGACCCACAAGGUUUACUCCUGGCAUCUUGUUCAGAUGAUAUGACAUUAAAAAUAUGGAGUAUGCGACAAGAUCAGUGUGUCCAUGAUUUACAAGCACAUGAUAAAGAAAUUUAUACGAUCAAGUGGAGUCCUACAGGUCAAGGCACUAACAACCCUAAUGCCCCAUUAAUAUUGGCAAGUGCAAGUUUUGACUCAACAGUUCGGUUAUGGGAUGUUGAGCAAGGUUCUUGUAUCCACACACUAACGAAGCAUCAAGAGCCUGUCUAUAGUGUAGCUUUUAGUCCAGAUGGAAAAUAUUUAGCAAGCGGAUCCUUUGAUAAAUGUGUUCAUAUCUGGAAUGUACAGAGUGGAUUAUUGGUACACAGUUACCGAGGAACUGGUGGAAUAUUUGAAGUUUGUUGGAAUUACCGUGGUGAUAAAGUUGGAGCCAGCGCCUCGGAUGGUUCAGUUUUCGUCUUGGAUUUACGGAAGUGAUCUCAAGUUGCUACUGCAUUUAAUGUUACCUGCUACAAAUGAUUGUGUACCCCAGGAUGAAAGAUGGCGACAAGCAUUACGUCAGCAACAGUAGUUGGCUCACCAGCUGACUGAGGGUAACACUACCAGCUGGCAGGUGUUUACUUUCAGAUCCAAGGCACUUGGACUCAGUGAUGCUGCAUACAAACUAAAAUUACAUUCAUACGAAUACACACACACACACACACACAUUUGCACGCAUACAUGUCACAUCAAGGCGGCAGCAGCAUGCCCCCUCAGAUCUGUCCAACAGGAAGUAUCUGUCCUGUCUUGUUUUAUUUGUAAGUCAAUUCAGCUAUCUGACAAUGGCUUAGCAAUGAUAUUAAAAACAAAAUAUAAAAAGUUCCCUUCCCUAGCUUUGUCAUUAUGAGAAGUGAGCAAGAUUCCUGUAAUUAUUGGUUCUAAAUAAGUUUGAUCUCCUUAUUAGUUUUAUGCCUCUAAUAGCUUAUGUUGUGACAGUAAUAAUCAUUCCUUUUCCUAGCUUUAGUAGUUUUUUUUUCUGUUUUAUAACUGUGUAUAAAGCUGCUGAUUCUUUCACCGAAAUAUGUUGCCUUCUCUUUUUGCUCAAGGUGCAUCUCUGUCUAUCUUAAUCUGCAUUAUCUUUUUUGCAAAUGAAAUCAUGAAAGUAGAGCGAAUAUUUUUUACCUCUGUUCAUUUUUCUGGUCCUCCAGUGGAAUAAUUUCUGUUAUAAAUUUUUAAAAAGUUUGUGUCAUUUUUUCAGUUUUAUAUAUUUUAAACUUUUCUCUGCAUUUAGUCUCAUUUAGUCACUUUUGUUUAAGUUAAUCCUCAUAAAAUUUGAUUGCUUCACCAGUCUCAUUCUUUGGAAAAAAAAAAAUAUUUGUGCAUAGUUUAAAAUGUGUGAAUUGAUAGUGUGUGUGAUUUUUAUGUAAUAUUUUUGAGAUAGAUUGAAUUACUUUUUUUGUAUUUUCAUAUCUGGGUAUAUUACAGAUUGUAUUAUAUUUGGAUACAGGCAUUAAUGGUUAUUACAUAUUUUGUUGAUUCUUG
This is a messenger RNA of Octopus sinensis (East Asian common octopus), 2846 nucleotides long. RefSeq names its product F-box-like/WD repeat-containing protein TBL1X. NCBI's taxonomy places the organism in Eukaryota, Metazoa, Mollusca, Cephalopoda, Octopoda, Octopodidae. Gene Ontology annotation, biological process: regulation of transcription by RNA polymerase II. Gene Ontology annotation, cellular component: histone deacetylase complex. The transcript has 16 exons. Gene Ontology annotation, molecular function: transcription corepressor activity; protein binding. Bases 333 to 1802 code for a protein of 489 amino acids. The record is from RefSeq and is a predicted model, not a curated record.